CACGCAGAGAUAUGAAUCAAUUUCAUACGCCCUCCUUUGGUGAUGAAGUAUUUGAGAUGAAUACUGAAACGACGGCAGUGUCAGCGGAGCCCCUUCAUCAAAGCGCUUCUCGGAGAAUGCUUAGCCUGGAUCACUCCACGUUGAACGGCGACGUUGAACACGAUCGCGAUCAUAUUGUCUAUGAGAGCUCUACAAAUCAUUUGGACACGUAUGGAACAGCUUCUAAUGUGAUUACUCAACCACAGCACACGCUGGGUCAGGCAUCAACGCUCCUGGCGACACAACAACAACCUCAGCAGACAAUCAGUGCUGGCGCACCUGUAAAGCCGCUAGCUCCCUAUGCACUUUUCUUUCGAGAUACUGUGAAGGCAAUAAAGCAAUCUAAUCCUGCAUGUUCUCUAGAAGAAAUCUCAGCCAUAGUCAACACCAUGUGGGACGCGCUCGACGAUACGCAAAAGAAUCGAUAUAGCCAAAUGUACGAAGAGGAAAAACGGGAAUAUUCCCGACAAUUACGCGAUUAUCGGCAGCAAAUAUCGGAAGCGGACCUCCAGACAAACCCAAUAGGGCACAUUCCCAAGUCCACAACAGAAUCUCAAGCGAUUGUCACCACUCCCACUCAAACAAUAGUAGUCACCAAUCCCGCCGAGGCUCCCAAAGUGGCUGAGCCUACAGCACCGCCAGAGCAAAUUCAAUUGCUUACCGAGGCAGCUGCCGUGCAGAAAUGUACGCGAGAACAGUGCAAUAAGCCGGCUAUCAUAAAUCCUGACUGGGAGGACGAGUAUUGCAGCAACGAGUGUGUCGUCAUACAUUGUCGGAAUGUGUUCAGCGAAUGGGCGCGUUCACUUAAGAGUUCACCGUCGUAGCAUAUUCCAUAUUUCCUAGAUCCACUUGUAGCUAAUAAUUAGCUUUUAAUAUUAUUAAGUGCGCAGAUUAGGAAUCACACAAAAUGUACGUACGCUAUCGUUAUCUACGUACGUUAUCGUUACGAGUUGUUGCCACAAAUCAGCUGUUUAGAACGCCAACAGCGUUGCCAACUCGAAGAAAGUUUGAAAGACGGCAGCGCAUAACGUAUGUAAUGUUUUUAUUUAAUAAUAUAACUUUUAAUAAAUACACACAUUUAUUACUCUCUCUUGAACUUCAUUAUAUAUCAUUGCCGUUGCUUACAAAAUACUUUUUAUUUAUAAAAUAAUUCAAAUGUAUAAAUAAACUUUCAUUAAAUAAAAUAAUGCGUGCUUUCGCAAGUCGUUGAAAAUGAUCAACAGUAUAAAA
This is a messenger RNA of Scaptodrosophila lebanonensis, 1269 nucleotides long. RefSeq names its product TOX high mobility group box family member 4-B. The transcript is spliced from 2 exons. The record is from RefSeq and is a predicted model, not a curated record. Gene Ontology annotation, biological process: regulation of transcription by RNA polymerase II. Gene Ontology annotation, cellular component: nucleus. Lineage: Eukaryota; Metazoa; Arthropoda; Insecta; Diptera; Drosophilidae. Gene Ontology annotation, molecular function: chromatin DNA binding. The coding region runs from base 12 to 863 and encodes 283 amino acids.